UCUAUCUUUUAAAGUUGAAUUUGUAAUUAACGGUCUUCCCCCAAGGAAACUCCAGGCCGAGAUUCACAAGCUUCACUUGUGAAUUCUACCAAACAUAAGGAAGAAAUAAUAGCAAUUUUAUACACAGUUACACACUAAUAUACCUCAUGAACAGGUAUGUGAACAUUCUAAAAAAAACCCAGCAAAUCAAAUUCAACAAUACAGAAAAAGAUAAUACAUCAUGACCAACUGUGUUUAUCCUAAGAAUGCAAGAUUGAUUUAACCAUUUAUUUAACCAUAAGCAGAACACAAAAGAAUUAGUAACAGAAUAAUAUAUAACAUUAUCCAUAUGUUAACAACAUAACAUAUAUAAUAUAUAACAGAAUAUAAAGGAAGAACCAUGUGCUAAUCUUGAUAAAUGCAGACAAAGCCUCAGACAAAACCCAACAUCCCUUCCUACUUAAAAACUAAGUAAACCCGGAAUAGGGGGGAACUUCCUCAACCUGAUGAAGGGCAUCGAAGAGAAAAACUGCAGCUAACAUUGUACUUCAUGGGGAAACAUCAAUGACUUUCCCCUAAGCUCAGGAGCAAAGCAAGGAUGUCCACUCUCAUUUCUAUCCAACAUUCUACUGGCAAUUCUUGUGCAAUAAGGCAAGGAAAGGAAAUAAGAGACGUCCAGAUUGGGAAGGAAGACGUAAAACUGUCUUGAGUUGCAAACAUUAUUUCACGUAGACAACCCUAUGGAAUCUACAAAUAAGAAGAAAAAAUUGAAGCUAACAGGAAUUUAGGAUGGCUGCAGGAUACAAGAUUGAUACAUUUCUAUGUACUAGCAGCCAGCAAUUGGGAAUGGAAAUUAUUUCACAUACUACAGAAUGUCACUUGAAUCCCUGAUAGAACAUUCCCAAGUUGGGCACAGAGGCCCCAAUUUGAGUUGACUUCAGGCUUUUGCUUCCAACCCCCAGGGCUGCUAUGAGGUUCACCCCAUAACACCUUCUUCUCCUAACCACAGCCAGCUGCUGGUCAUGGAAGGGUUAAGGCUCUGGGUUUUGAUUAAAUUGCCCAGGACACUUUGGAAAGCAAGCAAGGGAAGACUCUGAGGUCAGAAGCCCGGGGAAGAGCUGCCCUUGGGGCAGGUGGAGUUGGAGAUGAAGAGAGCCAUGGGGAGGAAGCCAAGGGAGCAUGGUGGUCAAGAAGGUGGAGGGUCCUGAAGAGGCCACUGAGCUGGCCACUGGGAGCCUGUCCAUGGCACUACCGUCCCAGCCUAUCAUCCAGCUGAUCCCAGACCUCGAGGCCCAGGCUGAACAUGGAGGGGCCCAAAUCCCAGGCCUGGGACCAGCCCUGCAGGGAUGCUCCUCACCUCUACAUCUAUGGGAAGAGACCACAGCACAUUCUGAUCCUUCCGAUAAUCCUGGGAGCAAUUCUUCUCAGCCAGAGCCAAGGCUGUCACUUCCUGCCACACUCCAGGCUGGUGGGGACCCAGCUUGCCCAUUGUCACGAUGGCCCCACCAUCAACCCCUAUCCUCUACCUGGGGAAACAGAGAAUGGGACAGCCUGAGGACACCCAGAGAAGGAAAAAAAGCUUCUGUAAUAAAAGAUACAAGCCUCCAGGGAGGGGCCUGGGGUGAGGGGACCUCCCCCUAGGAGUCUCUCAGUCUCCUCUGCAGAAGGUGAUCCGAGCUCAUAAAUCACCAGAUGUCAGCAUCACCUCAGAACAAGCCCCCGGGAUGAGAACCCUGGCCUGGAGUUGGAGAUAGACCCCAGGGUGUGGUGGGGUGAGAAGCUGGGGAAAGAAUGGAUGGACUUCAGGGUAGGAGAGGCCAGGAUGAGGGUGAACGGCAGAGCUGAAGACCGGCCAGAGAGAAGGGAGAAAGGGGGCAGAGGGGCAGGAACGGAGGGAGAUGAGGAAGGUUCCUCUGAGGCAGGAGAGGGGAGCCCAUACAGUUACAGGCUCCUGGGUAGGAGAGCAUGCAGGGCAGAGGAGUUAAGAGUUUCUUGAGUCAAACCUGCAUUCAAGUCCUGACUUCAGCAAUGAUCAGCUGAGGGACCUUGGGCAAGUGAAACUCUUCUCCUUGUUUGUGUUGAAUCAAUAAGAUAAAGCACAGAAAGUGCUCAAGACAAUGCCUGGGCUAGUAGCACUCAACAAAUGGAAGUGAAUCCUGUUAGCAUUCACCUGUGUGGAGGAUGGUGAUGGAUCAGGGAAAGCUGGAGGAAAGGCCAACGUGGCAAGUGGAGGGGAGCAGAUGUGGGGGAUAGGGCUGGUGACACUGGCAAGGGAAAGCAGGGAGAUGAGGGGCAGGAUAGCAGAGGGGAAGGCAAAUGGGCUGAGAUGAGGGACAGGGAGGGAGGAGGGGCUGGAGCAGCACCACCACCUGGGCUGCAGAACUCCUCAGGGACUGUCCCGACCUGCAGCUCUCCGGCCCUCACCCCCUUCUCCCUGCCAGGUGCCAGUGGAUUCCCCUGCUGUAGCAAGGCGUCGGUGGACAUUAUGGAGACACAGGGUGACGUAAACCAAUACCAGCUCCAGGCGGCACAAGAGGAAGAUGAGAUGGAGCUGGAGAAAGAAUUGCUAGAGCUGGAGCCCAGCCACAAAGCAGACCUGGACCCGGACCUGGACCCAGAACCGGAGCUGGAGGCAAAACCGGAGCCCGAGGCAUUGCUGCCGUCUGCUCUGUGCCCAGCACUCACGCUGGAGCCCGAGGAAGAGCUGAACAUGGGGCCCAACUUGAAGGUGGCUGACUUGGAGUCCUGCAGUGAAGACCCUGAGCAACAGGGGUACAGGAUAGAGUGCCUCCCCUGCUACAUGGAGAGGCUAAUGCAGCAGGACAUGAGCCAGUGGAGUGUGAGGUCAAACUCCAGCUACCUGAGUUCCACAGAGGACCAGGUGUACCCCGACCAUCGCUCCAUCCGUGUGCAGACCUCCAAGCACCUCUUCCGGGCAGACAAGCUCAUCCAGGCCUCAGAACACAGCCUGCAACGGGCGAUCAGCAUGCAGCCUAGGAAGAAGAGCAUGAGUGAGACCACCAGCUGCUCGGACCAGGAGUUGGUCUUCAAGGACACCUUGUGCUCUGAGAAGCAGCUGCAGAACCCCAGCCCCCAGCCAGCGCUUCCAGCCACAGGCUCCCAGCAGCCGCCAAGCCCCUGCCUAUCUUCCUCCAAUCUCUCACCAGGCCUUAGCCUGGCAGAGCUGAUCAACUUCGCAACUUCCCUGGCCAUGGCCUCCUCCGGCAAGGUAGACUUGCCCAACUUGGAGCACAUGAUCAAAGAUCCACCCAAGAAGGUCAUGGAGCCUUCCACAGAGCCCGCCGUGGAUCCCACCACCCAGCCGGCCAUGGAGAAGCCAGAGCGGGAGCCGGCCAUGGAGAAGCCAGAGCGGGAGGAGCCCACUGAGGAGACCCAGCCGGCCAUGGAGAAGCCAGAGCGGGAGGAGCCCACUGAGGAGCUGGAGAAACCACUUGAAGCCGGGGAGCCGCAGAAAGCUUGGAAGCAGGGAGAUGAGAAUGUCCCUUGCCCUUCCUUUGACUUCAGCAAGCCGGGGGUCAAGAGGGCCACCAUCGAAGGGGAAGUGAAUCUUCUCCAGCCCUCAACCAUGUCCCCUAGGUUGCAAAGAGCCAUGAACGACUCGGUGCCGGGAACCAAGAAAGGGAGUCCAUUAUUGCUGAAAAUCCAUUUUAAGCUGUCAUCCCCAACUUCCCCAAAGAAAUGACUAGACAAAACCAGUAAA
This is a messenger RNA of Equus quagga, 3700 nucleotides long. RefSeq names its product spermatogenesis associated 32 (gene SPATA32). Bases 2306 to 3682 code for a protein of 458 amino acids. Gene Ontology annotation, cellular component: perinuclear region of cytoplasm. Gene Ontology annotation, biological process: spermatogenesis. The record is from RefSeq and is a predicted model, not a curated record. NCBI's taxonomy places the organism in Eukaryota, Metazoa, Chordata, Mammalia, Perissodactyla, Equidae. The transcript is spliced from 5 exons. Gene Ontology annotation, molecular function: actin binding.